CCUCCUCCUCCUCGCCCUCCGAUCGCCGCCACCGCCUCCACCGGCUGAGGAGCGGGGAGUCCGCGGCGCUGGCUUGGGGCUGCGGGAUGGGGAGUUAGCGGCACGGCGGCGGCAGUGGCCGCAGCGCAACCGGCCGCCGCCCCCGGGUCUGUCCCGCCCCGGAGCCAGGCCCGCGGGCGGCGGCGACGCAAGAGCUGGGCAGGUGGAUGCGGCUGGAAGAUGGCGCCCUCGGGCCCGGGCAGCGUCAGGCGGCGGUGCCGGCGGGUGCUGUACUGGAUCCCGGUGCUGUUCAUCAGCCUUCUGCUUGGCUGGUCCUACUACGCCUACGCCAUCCAGCUGUGCAUAGUGUCCAUGGAAAACGUUGGAGAACAAGUUGUGUGCCUGAUUGCUUAUCAUCUACUUUUUGCAAUGUUUGUCUGGUCAUACUGGAAAACUAUCUUUACAUUACCAAUGAAUCCUUCAAAAGAAUUCCAUCUCUCUUAUGCAGAGAAAGAAUUGUUGGAGAGAGAGCCAAGAGGAGAAGCCCAUCAGGAAGUUCUUAGGCGAGCAGCCAAAGAUCUUCCCAUCUAUACCAGGACCAUGUCUGGAGCAAUCCGAUAUUGUGACAGAUGCCAACUCAUAAAACCAGACCGCUGCCAUCACUGUUCCGUCUGUGAUAAAUGUAUUCUGAAGAUGGAUCAUCACUGCCCAUGGGUGAACAAUUGUGUUGGAUUUUCAAAUUACAAAUUUUUCCUCCUUUUCUUGGCUUAUUCUCUGCUGUAUUGCCUUUUUAUUGCUGCUACGGAUUUACAGUAUUUUAUCAAAUUUUGGACAAAUGGCCUACCCGAUACUCAAGCCAAGUUCCAUAUUAUGUUUUUAUUCUUUGCUGCAGCUAUGUUUUCUGUCAGCUUGUCCUCUCUGUUUGGCUAUCAUUGUUGGCUAGUCAGCAAAAAUAAAUCUACAUUAGAGGCAUUUAGAAGUCCUGUAUUCCGACACGGAACAGAUAAGAAUGGAUUCAGCUUGGGUUUCAGUAAAAACAUGCGACAAGUUUUCGGUGAUGAAAAGAAGUACUGGUUGCUACCCAUUUUUUCAAGUCUAGGUGAUGGCUGCUCCUUUCCAACUUGCCUUGUUAAUCAGGAUCCUGAACAAGCAUCUACUCCAGCAGGAUUGAAUUCGACGUCGAAAAAUCCUGAAAACCAUCAGUUUCCUGCAAAGCCAUUGCGAGAGUCCCAGAGCCACCUUCUCACUGAUUCUCAGUCUUGGACAGAGAGCAGCACAAACCUGGGGAAAGGCAAAGCUGGUAUGAGCAAUCCUGCAUUAACCAUGGAGAAUGAGACUUAACUCUUCAAACAAAAUAAAUUCAUACUUUAUGAAAGUAUCAAUGCUGUAGGUGGAUGGAAGAGGCUUCCCACUGGAAGGCACCAUUGGCCUGUUGUUCCCAUUUCCCUUUGGCUGGAUAUGCAGAAUAUGAAUUGGUUAGUUCUCUCCAAGCCGUUGCUUAAAACAUAACACCUUUUUAAAUCCAAUAUACAGAUUGUUUCAACUAACACAAAUUCUUGUUAAAUAUUAGAAGUAAUUAAAGUUUAUGGAUCAAGGGCAAAAAUAUCUUCUAUCAUAAAAACUUGGAAUAAAUUCAUGGGCUAAUUUUCAACCAAAUGUUUGGGUAGUACAGUGUAUACACAUAAAAAGCCCAUUAAUCAUCUGAUUUUCUGAUUCAGAAAAUUGAGCCUAUUAAGAUACUGAAAUUUAAAAGAUUUCAAAUUAUGGUAUAAUGACAGCUUUAUUUGUUACCUGUGAGGUGGAGGUAGCAUUAUCAGACUUGUUCCUUCCCUCUGUUGUGAAUCCAGCCCCAGACUGAGUGAACUAGAAUGACUAUGAAUUCAUUGCAAAUUUUAAGUAGCCUUGAAGAUUACCACCAUUUUUGCCAGACUUUAAUUCUAGCCUUUGUUCACCGCGGGAAAAGAAGUACGAUCAUUGAAGCCUGAGCUCACUGAUAAGCAACUAGCUAGCAAAUUUUUGUCACAACUAAUACAUUACUAUUACAUCCAAAUUUUUGUCACGACUAAUACAUUACUAUUACAUCCAAAAUUUAUUUUUCAUCUCUUCUGACCUUCUUAAAUUGGGGGAAAAUCUAUAAAAACAAUUACGAAGAUUGGUU
This is a messenger RNA of Mirounga angustirostris (Northern elephant seal), 2137 nucleotides long. It is a transcript of the gene ZDHHC2, whose product is annotated as zinc finger DHHC-type palmitoyltransferase 2. NCBI's taxonomy places the organism in Eukaryota, Metazoa, Chordata, Mammalia, Carnivora, Phocidae. Gene Ontology annotation, molecular function: palmitoyltransferase activity. The record is from RefSeq and is a predicted model, not a curated record. The coding region runs from base 220 to 1320 and encodes 366 amino acids. The transcript is spliced from 13 exons.